AUGGGAGCGGAGCAGUCAAGGGAUGUCACCAAAGGCAAGAAUCCCAGGGGAAUUUGGCUGUUCGGGAAAAGGCAGAGCCUUCUUCCCUGGGAAGACACCCUCCUCUCCGGGAAAGACCCCAGAUCCCUGCUGAAGCGUGGCAUGCACUUUGUUAGCUUCAGUUUGGUCACAAAGGGAAUGUCGGACAUCCCAGAUUUUCUGUGGGGACUGUCGGAGGUCCAGAAGCUAAAUCUGUCCUGCAACCGCCUUCUGAUUCUCCCUCCAGCAGUGGGGAAACUCGAUCGGAUAGUCGUGCUGAACCUCAGUGGGAACUGUCUCAAGUAUCUGCCCAAAGAAAUUGGGCUGCUCAAAAGCAUGAAGGUGCUGUUUGUCAACAUGAACUGCCUGAUGGAAAUGCCAGGGGACCUGAGCCUGUGUCGGAAGCUGGAGGUUCUCAGCCUGUCACACAACUGUGUAUCCCAACUGCCUGCGAGCUUCGCUGACCUGGCCCACCUGAGGAAGCUGAAUCUCAGCAACAACCAUUUUGUUCACAUCCCCAUGUGUGUGUUUUCCCUUAAGGAGUUGGAUUUCCUCCACAUCGGCUCUAACCGGCUGGAAAACAUCGCGGAGAGCAUCGAGCGCCUGGUCAACCUGCAGAUCUUCAUUGCAGAAAGCAACAACAUCCACUCAUUGCCACGGUCAUUGUGCUCUGUGACUAGCCUGGAGUUGCUCGACGUGGACCACAACGAUCUCCAGACACUCCCUGACGAACUGUAUUUGCUGCAUCGGUUGGCCAGGAUCGCCUGGAACCCGAUGGACAAAGGAUUGCAUGUCAUACAUAAUCCUUUGUCUAAACCCCUGCUGGAAGUGGUGGAGGGAGGGUUGGAAAUGCUCUUUAGCUACCUGAAAGAUAAGAAGCAUGGCUAA
Molecule: messenger RNA, 906 nt
Organism: Tachyglossus aculeatus (Australian echidna)
Lineage: Eukaryota; Metazoa; Chordata; Mammalia; Monotremata; Tachyglossidae
Gene: LRRC30
Product: leucine rich repeat containing 30
Exons: 1
Coding region: 1-906 (301 amino acids)
Molecular function (GO): protein binding
Source: RefSeq, a predicted model, not a curated record